CACUAUUAAGCAGUCCAUCAGAAUACUUUAAAGCAUACGGUUAUAAAAACCAAAGCCCUAUAAACAUAUAAAAAAAACCAUAGAUCGAAAAGUUCUUUGAAUAAAAGUGCAAAUAUGGAGUUAUUAUAUGAAAACCAGAUUUUGAGAAUGCCACCAGGCACUGUUGAGAAUAUAAGGAAGAUUCACGAUCUAGAUAAACCUGAAAGAUUGGAUGAAGCUAUCAAGAUCCUGGAUGAUUGGAUACAGAAACAGGAGCAUUUGGUCAAGAAGGAUUUUAGCAGAAUGUACUUGGAGAAGACGUUGAUAUCAUGCAAGGGCUCCGUGGAGAAGGCGAAGAAGCAAAUAGACCGGCUGUGCACUAUGAAGACGCUAAACCCAAAAUUUUUCACAAAAACCAACGUGAAAGCGGAAUUGCAAAACGUUUUGAGAGUUGCAUCGCUGAUACCUCUGCCUACCCUAACGGAUGACUACUACCGAGUGCUGCUGGUUAAAAUAAGAAGCUUCGACUUGACUUCUGAAAGUUUCAUGUUGUACUUUCAGUAUUGUUUAAUUCUGUGCGAGUACAUCAAGGCUAAUGACUACGUGAACGGUUUCAUCAUAAUAUACGACUGCCGAGAGCUGAACAUGUUUGAUGUGGUGUCCAAAAUGAGCACUGUGGAGCUGCAGCAGUUUAUAACUAUUUUGAUUGAAGGCUACGGCGCUCGAAUGAAGAGUAUUCACAUGUUGACAAAUUCUAAAGCUAUAGAACUGAUCAUAAACACAGUGAAACAGUUUAUAAGUGAAAAGGUUGGCAACAGAAUGUAUGUACAACGUACUUUAGAAGAUUUACAUAAAGAUGUGCCUAAGAAUAUAUUGCCUGUCGAGUAUGGUGGCACUGAGAAAUCUCUGGACAUUAUGCAAGAGGAAAUGGUGAAGGAGUUGAGCAAAGAAGAAUAUGUGGACUACGUAAAAAUGAUGUUCAACGCUCGCACAGAAGAAGGGAAGAGAAACGCUGGGAAGUUCAACGAAGAAUAUCUAGGCAUGCCUGGAUCUUUCAGAGCUUUGAGUGUUGACUAAGUUGAUAUUUAUAGAUCUUUGGUCAUGUAUUUAAAGUUACUAGCUUAUUCCUAUGGCUUUGCUUGUGUUACUAUGUUUAAUAGAGAAGUUUUGAUCUGUAAAAGCGUAACACAUAACAGAUCACCACGCUUUUUAUCCAAAAAGGGUAGACAGCGGAGCUCGAUAAUCCAUGCUUUCACUGGCUUAGAAAAAUUGGAGUCUCACACCAGAAACCCAUUGCCUGUUACAUUUACAAUACAUAAGGGCUAUUAAUAUUUCACCGGGACAUCAUGGCGGCGCAACCAGUCGCCUUUACCAAUAUGCUCUAUAGUGGUUAGUCACCUGGUGUCCGGUUGGUUACGCAACCACCUUAUACAUUUUAUUGGUAACGGUGACUUUCUUUUGUUUAUAAUUCCUUUGUUUAACAUAAAAACAUUACAGUCAUUUUGUAAGAAUCAUGGUACAAAUGACUAUGCAGGCUAAAUCACCGAUAUUAAGUCUUUAAAUUAUAAAUUGGAUAAUAUUAUUAAACUUCCGUGAGGCAUACUAAAUUAUCACACUACAAGUCUCACAGUGUUUUCCUUACAAUGUAGGUACAGAUGACUGUUACACAAGUAAUCUAGUACAUUAACAUAACGCGUCUUUUAAACCAGACGCUCUUUAAAAACAAAACACCGGCAGUAGUGGCGACUGGUUGUGGAUUGGACCGCGAUGGUGUCACGGUGAAAUAUACCUACCUCUAAGACUACUUAUCUGACGAGAAAUUAGUAAAAGUAGAAUUAUUUACUAACUAAGACUGCCU
This is a messenger RNA of Spodoptera litura, 1837 nucleotides long. RefSeq lists its product as uncharacterized. Gene Ontology annotation, cellular component: membrane. The record is from RefSeq and is a predicted model, not a curated record. Gene Ontology annotation, molecular function: phosphatidylinositol bisphosphate binding. Lineage: Eukaryota; Metazoa; Arthropoda; Insecta; Lepidoptera; Noctuidae.